AUGCCACACAUCACUGAGAGUGUAUUUCUUUUUUCUUCUUUCUUUUUAAAUAUACACAAGCUCUCUCUCUAUCUCUCUCUCUCUCUCUAUCUCUCUCUCCCCUCCUCCUCCCACUUCUUCUUCUUCUUUGAUUUCUCUCGCUACAAGAUACGGGUCACGAGCCUCCCUUACUUCUUUUACUCUUCAUCCGAAUUCUCUCCUUCUACUACUCCUCUUCUAUUAUCCUCUUUUGUUCUUCUUUUUCACUCCUUCAUUCUUCUUUUAUUCCUCAAAUAUCUCCUCCGCCUACUUCUUUUUCAUCUUUAUUUUCCUCCUCUUUCCAUGCAUCGUUGUUAUUCCUCUUCCCUCUUCUCUUCUUCCUUUUGCGCCUUUAUUUUCAAAUGCCUCCGUCUUCCUUUAUCGCUUCGUGCUUGUCCACAUCUUUUUUCUUUCUUUCUUUUUCUUCCUCUCUUAGUCUUUUUCUCUCUCUUCAUCCUUGUCCUCUUCCACCUCAUCCUACUACUUCUCCUCAUAUCAUUUACUUUAUUACUUCCCUUCCUCUCUUUCUCCAUCUCUCUUUCGAAGUUGUUUUUAUUUUCUUUUUUCUUCUUCACUUCUUUUUUUCUCUUCUUUCCAUCCUCUUCAUCUUACUUUUCCUUCCUUCUCUCAUGUCUUCAGUUCUCUUUCUCCUCUUUUUUUCUCUUUCUCUUCCUUCUUCCUGGAAGCAUUUUGCUCUUUUCUCUCUCCUCUUUUUUCUUUCUCUCUCCACUUUCUUUUUCUCUCUUUUCUCUCUCUCUCUCUCUUUUUCUUCUCUUUCUCUCUCUUUUCUUCUCUCUCUCUUUUUCCUCUUUCUCUCUCUCGCUCUUUUUCUUCUCUUUCUGUCUCUAUCUCUUUUUCUCUUUCUGUCUCUCUCUUUUUCCUCUUUCUGUCUCUCUCUUUUCCCCUCUCUCUCUCUUUUCCCCUCUCUCUCUUUUCCUCUUUCUCUCUCUCUCACUCUCUUUCUUUUUUCCUCUCUCUCUCUCUCUCUUUUCCUCUCUCUCUCUUUUCCUCUCUCUCUUUUAUUCCUCUUUCUCUCUCUCUCUUGGUUACAUAUUUUCCACCCUAGAGUCCGAAAGUCACGCGCCCAAAUGGGCGAACCGAUUAUUACUCUCAACCGAAUCACGUGACACAUAUCUCUCGUACUCCCUCGCACUCUCUCGUUCUCUUUCUCGCACUCUCUCGUACUCUCUCUCUCUCUCUCUCGCGAGCUCAUUCUCUCGUACUCUUUCUUUCUCUCGUUCUCUCUCUCUCUUUCUUUCUCUCGUUCUCUCUCUCUCUUUCGCCCUCUCUCGUUCUCUCUCUCGUACUCUUUCUCUCUCUCUCUCUCUCGCACUCUCUCGUACUCUUUCUUUCUCUCGCUCACGCGCGCACUCUCUCGUACUCUUUCUUUGUUUUCUCUCUCUCUCUCGUACUCUUUCUCUCUCUCGUACUCUUUCUCUCACUCUCUUGCACUCUCUUUCUCUCACUCUCGCUCUUUUACACUCUCUCUCUCUCUCUCGCACACUCUUUCUCUCUCUUGCACACUUUCUCACUCUCUCUCUUGCGCGCACUCACUCUCUCUCCCACGCACUUUUUCUCUCUCUCGCACUUUUUCUCACACAGAACAGCUAA
Acanthosepion pharaonis is the source of this 1629-nucleotide messenger RNA. Lineage: Eukaryota; Metazoa; Mollusca; Cephalopoda; Sepiida; Sepiidae. The record is from the annotation of a GenBank genome assembly.